Molecule: messenger RNA, 1029 nt
Organism: Micromonas pusilla CCMP1545
Lineage: Eukaryota; Viridiplantae; Chlorophyta; Mamiellophyceae; Mamiellales; Mamiellaceae
Exons: 2
Coding region: 1-1029 (342 amino acids)
Biological process (GO): proteasome-mediated ubiquitin-dependent protein catabolic process
Source: RefSeq, a predicted model, not a curated record
AUGGUGACCCUCUACCCGGGUUACUGCGAGAAGUUCGGCUGGAUGCUCGACGAGAGCGCGGUCGAGGCGAUGAAGUCGAAGAACGACGAGAAGGUCAAGGAACUGGACGCGAAGAUCAAAGACGCGGAGGAUAACCUCGGCGACAGCGAGGUCAGAGACGCGAUGCUCGCCAAGGCGGAGUUCUACGUGGAGGUGGGGGAUCGAACGAGCGCGCUCGCCGCGUUUGAAGCGUGCGAGAAGAAGACGGUGGCGAUCGGUCAAAGGAUGGAGAUGGUGUUUACCGUCAUGAGGGUGCACCUCUUCCACGGCGACUGGGUCAACUUGAAAGCGCAGAUCGCGAAGAUGAAAGAUCUGCUCGAGCAGCCCGGGGGCGCGGACUGGGAGCGAAAGAACAAGCUGAAGGUGUACGAAGGCGUUUUACUCAUGGCGAGCCGGGACUUCGCCGGCGCGACGAAGCUCUUCCUCGAGUCGUUGUCCACGUUUACGUCGCACGAGCUCAUGACGUACCCGGAGUUUAUUUUUUACACGUGCGUGUGCUCCGUCGUGGCGUUGAAACGCACGGAGCUCAAGGAGAAAGUCAUCGACUCCCCGGAGGUGCUCUCCGUCGUCGACCAGCUUCCCGGUGUGAGCGUGCUCGUGAACUCUUUGCAGGAUUGCAAGUACAGGGACUUCAUGCACGCGUUUCCGGUGGUCGCGGACCAGGUCAAAGCGAGCACGUGGUUGCACCAGCACCAUCGGUACUUCUUGCGCGAGACGCGGGUGAUGGCGUACGGGCAGUUCCUGCAGUCGUACAAGAGCGUCACGACCGCGUCCAUGGCGUCCGCGUUCUCGGUGAGCGAGGCCUUCCUCGACGAGGAGCUCUCGAACUUCAUCGUGGCGGGGCGACUCAACGCGAAGAUCGACAAGGUGAACGGCGUGAUCAUCACGAACCGCCCGGACGCGAAGAACGCGCUGUACCAAUCGUACAUCAAGGAGGGCGAUCACCUCCUGAACCGGAUCCAGAAGCUGUCCAGGGUGAUCGACUUGUGA